This is a messenger RNA of Toxoplasma gondii ME49, 3667 nucleotides long. RefSeq names its product leucine rich repeat-containing protein. Gene Ontology annotation, cellular component: SCF ubiquitin ligase complex. The transcript has 10 exons. NCBI's taxonomy places the organism in Eukaryota, Apicomplexa, Conoidasida, Eucoccidiorida, Sarcocystidae. Gene Ontology annotation, biological process: SCF-dependent proteasomal ubiquitin-dependent protein catabolic process. Bases 489 to 2987 code for a protein of 832 amino acids. The record is from RefSeq and is a predicted model, not a curated record.
CGGCAGGACGACGACGGUCUUCGCACAUCGGUGUGAGAGCGCAUGCGAAUCGGACAAGACAUGCGCGGGACAGACGGCGAUCUGUUUUUUCAAGCGAGGACACAGAAAGUGACUGCACAUCUACAGAGAUUCCUUUUUGUCUCUGCCUUGCGAAAAGGAAGGUGUCUCUGUGCUUCUGUGUGGAGCAGCUGCUUCCCUCUUUCGCACCGAUCGAACAGAAAACAGCCACGAGGAAGCCGACCGGCCGCCGAAAGUCUUGCGUCAUUUUCUACUUCGCUUCGUCUCUCCUUUCUCUCCUCCGACGUGCGGUCUCUCCUGUCUCUCCUGUCUCUCCUGUCUCUGUCGGCGUCCUCUCUGCUGCGAGUCGUCCUCGUGACCUCCGAGGCGCGAGGCGAGAGAACCGAAGAGGAUUCCUGCACACAGAGACAAACACUGUGAAGCGAGGGCAGCGACGGCCCUCUCGAGGCGCGUCUCGCGGGGAAACGAAAAUGCUGGAGGCGAGGAACGCGUCGAGAGCCGACGCGGCGCGGGGACCGCUGCGCGGGACGCAGGGCGACGAACAGACGGCAGAGCGAAAGGAGACAGAGAGAGCGCGCGCUCAAGAAAACGCGGAUACCUUCAACACGAGGAGCGCGAAGAUGUCCGAGACCGUGGUGAAUAUGAGAGAGAAGGAGGGGAGAGAGAAAGGGGAGCAGAAAGAGAAGAAAGGUCAGGUCGCCGAAGAAAAGAAGGAGCGAAGAAGCGAGAGAGAGAGACCGAAAGAGAAAGACCUCAAAUCGCUGUUUGACAGCACCGACUCGGAUUGUCUCACCUCCCUCGAAACAGCGAAGCGGGCACUGCCAAAAGUGGAGAAGAAACAAAUGACCAUUCUUUCCUUCUUCUCACGGCCUUCGUCUUCAUCGGCUUCUUCUUCACCGCCUUCUUCUUCACCGCCUUCUUCCUUCUCCUCGUCUUCUUCUGCAUCUUCGCCUUCUCUCCUCUUCCGGGUGCCGUCUGCUCUGUCGCGAGCCGCGUCGUCCACGCACACAACUGAGAAGCGGCCGACAGGGCCUGUCGACGAGAAGGAAGAGAAGAAGCUUCUGAAGAGACGCCGCGUCUGCGCCAGCGAAGAGACCGACGCGUUGCAGGGAUGCGCUCGAUCCUUUCUCGCGGGCAUGAGGGAAGCUCCUCGAGCAGGUAGCGCUUCCGAGGCGAAUUCCAAAGGAGAAAUGUCCAGAGAUGCAAACGUCGAUUCCCUUCAUACUCCGCGCCUUGUUGAAGAACACCGGAAACGUCGACGAACUCGUCUCAUACAGGAACAUCGAGCCCACAACUCAUCCUCCUCUUCCUCUUCGUCCUCUUCUUCCUCCUCUUCCUCUUCUUCCUCCUCUUCGUCUAGUGAGAAGAUCGAACUGUCUCCAGUUGGACUGUCAGAUUUGCCGGAAGAACUGCUUCAGCAAAUUCUCGACUGCUGUCCUAAGGAGUGUCUCCUGGUCUCUCAUGCACUUGCGGCGGCUGUGCGUCGAAGACGGCGCGUCCUGCGUCUGACGCCUCUCCAGUGUACGGAGCCCAGAGCUGAGCAGUUUCUCUCUGCCAUUAGGAGCUAUCCGCAGCUGCGCCUGUUGGAGAUCGUCAACGCGCCUUGGCUCUCUGCUCGCUUUAUUGAGAAUUGGGCAAACAGCAAAAGUUCCUACUUUCCUCAGCGCCUGGAGGUUUUCGUCCUCCGCAAAUGUCCACGCCUCACCAGCCGUCUCGCGCGGGUCUUAACUACCAGACUGCGUCGUCUUCGGGCCAUCGAUCUGCAAGACAAUUCCUCUCUCGACUAUACUUCUGUUGUUUACCUCCGAACGCUGCCCUUCUUGGAGCGAGUCGCCUUGGGUGUGAGUCCGAGCAACACCCGGGGGACGUCGGCGCAUUGCAAUCUCACUCUCUGUGCUCUUCUGGGACCUCCCUCUUCGUCUCCAACUUUGCUACCGUCGUCCACCUCAAGCGUUCUUUCUUCGUCUUCUUCCUCGAGCCUCGCUUGCUCGAGUGCUUCGUCUUCGGUUUGUCCGUCAACCUCUACUUCUCCCCCGUCGUGUCUGCCUUCUCCCAAUUCGACUCCUGUCUCUUCUUCUUCCUCUUCUCCGCGUUCUCCUCCCUCGUCUCUUCGCUGGAGUGGGGAGAAGGGAGAGGGGAGAGAGGGGGAGGAAAACGAGAAGCGCGGCUCUGGCUCUGCUCUUCCUCGCAGUAAGGACGAGGCCGGUGCAGGCCAAGCGGUGCGCGAGCAGCGAGGCGAGACUCGGGCCGUAGACCUGCUGGAGAAGGCGCAGAAGCAGAAGCAAGACCAGACUGCUGGAUCCUCUUCGCCGCCUCUCAAGCUUCUCUCUCUCGCCAGAUGCGCCGCUCUCUCGUCUCUCGCCCCGCUGAUAAACGUCGCGUCCACGCUCGAGUUUUUGGAUCUUCGCGGGUGCUGCGCGCUGGACGACUCGAGCGCCGCCGUCCUGGCUUCGCUGGCGAAUCUCCAAGUUCUUGUUCUUUCGGACACGGGAGUGACGUCGACGACGGUGGCUGCAGUGGCCGAGAACUGUCGCAGGUUGGAGAUGCUGGACGUCAGCCGAAUUUCGCGGUUUUCCAAAGAAGCGGCGCUGCUUCUUCCUCUCCACCUGCUGCGACUCACGCGCCUCAAACUCACGAAAAACAGCGCUGUAGACGACGAAGUUGUUCGGGACUGCCUGUCUCGCCUCAAGCGUCUCGCCCUCCUCGACGUCUCCCACUGCUGGCGCGUGACGUCCGGAUUCUGUGUGCCGCCGCUUCCUCAGAAUCCAGACGGCAUGUCUCUGAGGCGACUCGGUCUCUUUGGAUGUAACGUGGAGAGGCAGAGAGUGCAGGACGCCUUGAGAGACGCAGGCGCCGCGAAAGUCCAGCUGUCGCUCCAUCACGAGUUGCCGAUGUUCGACCUGCCUUGCGUCUACUCCAACCUCCCCAACCUCGACCUCCGCUGUCGAACGUUCAUCGAAGGAUGCUAAACGCGUUCCGUUCUUCAAACAAUUUCCGAAGCGACACUCAAAGGUUUCAGAGAAAACUCAAACAAGAAAGAAGCAAAUCCACAUGCAGCCGCAUGCAGCCGUGCUUCCGGCGAUAUAUAUAUAUAUAUAUAUAUAUAUCGAGGCAUACAUUUUUGUGAAUGUGUACUUUUGCAUGUGCAUCCGUGUAUUCAUGUCUCUGCAUAUACGUAGAUAGAGAUAUAGAUAUAUAUAUGGCUAUAGAUAUGCGAAUUUGUGUUUAUGUCUUCAUAUAUAUGUUCCAAGUGCAUCUGUUUCAACGUGGAUGUGUACAUGUAGACUGCCGCAUCUGCAUGCGCCUCGCGUUUUACAGCUGCGUAGGAACAUGCAUGUGAGGAGGCAUCCACUUUUAUAAGAAGGCCAAGGGGGUCGUCUUGUCUUUGCAGAACAACCGUUUAGAAACGCAGCCGAGUGCGAGACUGAAGAAAGAAGGCGAGGAAGAAAGGCUGGAUUUUCUUGAAUCCAAGCGCGCAUGCGUCACGAAAGUCUCUGUUCUUCGUAUGCAAGUCUUGUCGGACGUUUAUGCACUUUGAGAAGAGGGAGGAGGUCACUUUUGCAUGCAGCGUAUCUCCUCUUGCUCGCGAAACGCGAGGGUCGACCGGCACAGCGUCGUCCUCCCCGGCGCGCUUGCUUCACUUUCCGGA